Molecule: messenger RNA, 1719 nt
Organism: Toxotes jaculatrix (banded archerfish)
Lineage: Eukaryota; Metazoa; Chordata; Actinopteri; Toxotidae
Product: RNA-binding protein with serine-rich domain 1-like
Exons: 7
Coding region: 49-870 (273 amino acids)
Biological process (GO): mRNA splicing, via spliceosome
Cellular component (GO): nucleoplasm; ASAP complex; cytoplasm
Molecular function (GO): RNA binding
Source: RefSeq, a predicted model, not a curated record
CGUCACGUAAUCUGUCUGCGACUAUAACUGUCACUAGUCGGUUAAAACAUGGCGCCUUCCCCAACAAAGAGGAAGGAGGAUGACAAGAGUAAACAGCGAGGUAAGGAGAAGUCAGGAGCCACGAAAGAAGGGGCUGAAAAAGACCGGGGCCGAGAGAAGAACCGUACACGGCGUAGUGCUUCCAGUGGAAGCAGCAGGUCCAGCUCCAGCUCCAGCAGCAGCUCAGGAUCCAGCUCCGGCUCAUCCAGCGGCUCCAGCUCCUCUAGCCACUCAGGCUCGUCCAGCUCCCGCUCAUCUUCUUCCUCCUCCUCAUCCUCCUCGCCAAGCCCCAGCCGCCAGCGCCACAACAACAGACGACGCUCACGCUCAAAGUCGAAAUCAGCAAAGAAGGAUGACAGGGACAGACGGCGUAGGAGCCCCACACCCAAACCCACCAAGGUCUACCUGGGGCGGCUGACCAGAAACGUGAUUAAGGAUCACAUUCAGGAGAUUUUCUCCACCUAUGGCAAGAUCAAGAUGAUUGACAUGCCCAUGAACCGCAUCCACCCUCACCUGUCCAAAGGUUACGCAUACGUGGAGUUUGAGACACCCGAGGAGGCAGAGAAGGCCCUGAAACACAUGGACGGAGGUCAAAUUGACGGUCAGGAGAUCACAGUCACAGCUGUGUUGACUCCCACAGUGCGUCCUCCCCCUCGCAGGAUGUCCCCUCCUCGCAGGAUGCCUCCUCCACCACCAAUGUGGCGACGCACUCCACCUCGAAUGAGGAGAAGGUCUCGAUCUCCACGGCGACGCUCUCCAGUACGACGCAGGUCUCGAUCCCCUGGACGCCGUCGUCACCGGUCACGCUCCAGUUCUAACUCCUCCCGCUAGUGACGAGGAAAACCCCUCCUCCUCUUCCUACUUCCCCCUGGAUCUGUUCCUCUGCUGUGAAAUAUAAAAAUAUGUACUAAGUUUUUAUGGUUGAGUGAUGAGAGCAUGGACAUCAAAGUCAUUACUGUGGCAUUACUGUAAAUUACCAAAAAUCUACUUUUGCUUCUCUCUACUGUUUCUUGUUACCCGUGGGCUGAUAUCUAGACCCAUAUAUCGGCAAAGCUAAUAUCAGCCUAUAUGUUCCAUGUUGCUCUAGCUCUACUUGCAGGUAUAUGACCAGUACAGGUGACGAUUAAAAUAUAUAUAUUUCUGCUGUAAGUGUUAAAAUGUCCUGCUUUGAUAUAACUUGUUUGCACCAGUUGAGUUAGACCCACCACUGAAUCCUGUGCUGUAAACACACAGGUAUGGAGUUAUUUCAUUUAAAAAAAAAAAAGUGUUUCUCCAAAAGCCAUGUAAUAAACCCUGAAGACAGCAGCCACAUGGCAUUUCUGUUUGUUUCAUAUACUACUUGAGGAAAGUUAUAGUCUUCUAAAGCGUAAAAACUCAAAAUGAAUGGAACAUGGACGAAUUGAAAGCCUAAAUGUUUUAUUUUCACCUAGCAUCAUAUGUUGAAUCCGUGUUAGCAUGGAGCAAAUCACCUCCUGGGAAUUCAGGGUUGAUCCUUGUCUCUUUGCUCUCAUCACUGAACCAGUAUGUUAACUUUAAAACAGUCUUUAUAUAAUACGUCAGUCAGUGUUCUCUGAAAUUCCUCUGACACGGCCAAGAUGUUCAAUUUUAGUGCUGUACAGUGUCAUUUUAAUAAAUUUCAGAUUUUAAAUUGUAAUACUUGUCAUACUUCUAGCAAACAUU